AUGAAGAGUUCAGUACGUCUAGCAAGUUUCGUAUGUCUCAUUCAUGUUGUGUUUCUCUCCAUUAGCCAUUGCAGGGUUUUCCUGCCGAACGAUCUCAGGCUUAUUGAGCAUACAUGCAACAAAACACCACACCGCGAUCUCUGUGUCUCUGCUCUUACCUCGGACCCUGAGAGUGCCGGUGCAGAUGUCAAGGGCUUAGCCCGCAUAAUGGCUAAUGUUAUACUUAGGAAAGCCACAAUUGAUACCCAACACAAGAUCGAGGGGAUGAUUGCGCAUAACCCAGGAGACCAACGCUUAACCAAAUGUAGAGAUGAUUACAAAGUAAUCAAAACAAAAAUUGACUCAACCAAUGCAUCUAUUACUAAACAUGAUUAUAAGUCGGCCGAGGAAAGCAUGAAUGAUGCUAUCGCUGAAGCUAAUAUAUGCGAAGGUCGUUUUCCAGGCAGAUCUCCUCUGAUAUAUGAGAACAAACUUGAGGCUGAUAUUGCUGAUUUAGCUGCUGACAUAGUAAUUAUGUAG
Molecule: messenger RNA, 519 nt
Organism: Rosa rugosa (rugosa rose)
Lineage: Eukaryota; Viridiplantae; Streptophyta; Magnoliopsida; Rosales; Rosaceae
Product: cell wall / vacuolar inhibitor of fructosidase 1-like
Exons: 1
Coding region: 1-519 (172 amino acids)
Biological process (GO): negative regulation of catalytic activity
Molecular function (GO): enzyme inhibitor activity
Source: RefSeq, a predicted model, not a curated record